Molecule: messenger RNA, 2421 nt
Organism: Coniophora puteana RWD-64-598 SS2
Lineage: Eukaryota; Fungi; Basidiomycota; Agaricomycetes; Boletales; Coniophoraceae
Product: oligomeric complex COG6
Exons: 10
Coding region: 1-2298 (765 amino acids)
Biological process (GO): intra-Golgi vesicle-mediated transport
Cellular component (GO): COG complex
Source: RefSeq, a predicted model, not a curated record
AUGAUCGAGCACGUGGUGUCCCUUGACCCCUUCCCCGGUGUCGAGAGCUGGUUGAUGUCCUCCCAAGUCGAGUCCCCUAUCUCUCCCAGCGCAACACCCUCUGUGCAGCUACGGAAUCCGAUAUCACUGCGCAUACGGAAGAUUCUCUCUACCAACUACACUGACGAGGCUACCAAAGAGGCCAUCUACACUGUCUCUUCGCUCUAUAGUGAUGCCGCGAGUCACGUUGCGAUCUCAAGACCGAAGCAAGAUGGCGAUGAUGUAGAUGAGGAUGAAGUGCCACCCUCAGCAAGGACUAGAGUGGAGGAAUAUGUCCUGAACGAUACCGCCGCAAAAGCACGCAAGAAUCUCCGCAGAGACCUAGAAGACAAACUCGCAAAAGGAAGCCAACACUUCCUACUAGCAUUUGGCGAGGUCGACCAGAAGCUAGCCGACCUAGAAAACCACGUCGCAGCGAUGCGCGCCUCGUGCGACGACGCCGAGGCCCAGCUCCAGCUCACCACCACCGCGAGCAAGGCUCUCCUCGAGCGUGCCGAGAAGCUCCGCUCGGAGCGCCAGGAGAUCGACACACAGGCGCGCAUCGUCGAUCUCUUUCUCUCACGCUUCCUGCUUUCAGAGCAGGACGCAGAGACGCUCGCGAGUGCGCCGGUGGGCCCGCGGUUCUUUGCGGCGAUGGACCGCGCGGAGAAGUUGAGGGCGGACUGCGCGAUUUUAUUCGAGGAGGGCGGGGGAGAGGGCAAGGCGGGGAUGGACAUUCUAGCGCGGACGUCGUCGCAGCUCGAGACCGCGUUCGACCGGCUACAUCGAUGGGCGAUGGCCGAGUUCAGGGCGUACCACCUUGAGGCCUCUCCCGCAGUGCGAGAAGCCAUACGCAGACUCAGCUCCCGGGGUGAGCUCUUAGUCACCCCACUUCAAACCCUUACAGCAACUCAUUCUACCCAUCUUUCCUCCGCGUUCACUCAAGCGCUGAAGUCGUUCGCGCUGCAUGCGCACGAUGCACUCCGAUAUGUCGGCGAUAUGCUCGCCUGGAUCCAUCAGGCGGUCGCGGGGGAGUGCGAGUUCCUCGAGAGCAUCUUUGCUACGGAGGGCGCCGACGACGAGGCGUCCAAUGAGAAGAAGCGAGCUCGGAUGGUGGGCAGUGUGCGGACGUUUGGGAACCGCGAGGAGGACGAGUGGACGAGGGGCCUAUUGGAUGGGGCUGUCGAGGGGCUUUGUGCGCCAUUGAGGGCGCGCAUACAACAGACUCUGCGCUCACAAGAGAGCGCAAUUGUGUCAUACAAACUAGCCAACCUUGUGCAGUACUACGCUCUUACGAUGCGACGGACCAUAGGGCGAGAGGCAUUUCUCAGCGUUACGCUCGAUGAAACCACAGAACUCAGCUACAAGGUCUUCUUUGACACCAUUGAUGCGCAGGGCCGUGCGCUUUCCCGCAUACAACCUGAUCCUCACGACAACGAUCUCUCUCCGCCCUUAUGGGUCCUCGAACAUGCUCAACUCCUCCGAGAGAUAAUGCAGGUAUACGACUCGUCCCUCCUUUCGGGAGAAGACCCAGAGGUAUUGGACGUUUCGCAUGCUCGAGAAACUGCAGAUGCCGUUGCGUCAGAUGCUGCGGCGAAAGGGUCUGGCGAGGGUGAAGCGGCAUCGACUCCGUCCGAAAAUCCAAAGCCGAUAACAAAAUCUGCGAUCGACCACAUGCUCAAUGCAACCGUCGAUCCCGCGCUAGAGGCUUGUUUCGCGAUCGCAGACGAGAAGCAGAGGAUAUCGCCGAGAUGGGAUAGUGCGGUCUUCAAGCUGAACUGUGCGUACUAUCUUCAGAGUGUUCUAGAGCCGUAUGACUUCACCAAGCUGAAACAGGCUCGCGUUCAGAAGACUAUUGACGAGUGUGUCGCUUCUUUGACCGAGGACCACUACAAGAACCUAUUGAGAGACGCCGGGCUGAACGCCAUCGUAGACGCACUAGACACCAAAGCACCUUCAGACCCACUCUCGCACCUCCCCACCGCCCAGCCCUCCUCGCUCACGCCCGCACUCGCGCACUUCGCACUGUGGCUCACAAGCCCCGCGGUCGUGCACUCCCCGCGGCUCACGGCGCUCACGUCCGCGACGCUCUCGAACCGCAUCCACCACGGCGCGAUCGUGCGCCUCGCGCGCGCGUACGACCGGCUGUGCCGCGCCGUCCGGGACCCUGCGGCGCGGUACGAGGCGCCGGGUACGAUGUUGGGCGCGGAGCGGCCAUUUGGGAAUGUGGGGAUACUGUGUCAGGUGCUUGGGGUGGAGGAGGGGGAGGUUGUUGGGUAGGGAGUGGGGUGCGUUCGGGGUGUAUAUUUGGGAAGAGCUAGGGCUACGUGUUGGUGCUUGAUGCUCGGAUCCGGCGCGGUUUAGCCUUUCUCAUGGGUGAAUGUGGGAGCUUUUCGGAGAAAC